This is a messenger RNA of Ostertagia ostertagi, 2295 nucleotides long. NCBI's taxonomy places the organism in Eukaryota, Metazoa, Nematoda, Chromadorea, Rhabditida, Trichostrongylidae. The record is from the annotation of a GenBank genome assembly.
AUGUAUAGUGGAUGUGUAGUCACAAGCUCAAGGAAUUACUGUGCAGAAUACUUGGACAGGUACCUGGACGCUGCUAAUUCUCUGUCCGUACGGCAGCUUGCAACAAGAUAUAAUUUGCCGUCUCUGCUGAAAGCAGCGUCUGAUACCCAAUGCCGCAGCUACUCAAGAUACUCGGAGGAUCCGAAGUACCAGGACGUUAUCAGCCCUGAUGUUUAUUUGAAGCUCAUAGUGCGCUGGGUUGGCGAAGACGUACCCAGCAGGGAAUCCUCGUUUCGACCUUUGUUAGAACGAUGUCACAUAGCUGAUGUAUCUGAUAAUGCACUUGAAUUCGUCCUUGACUAUUCUCCGCUUCUCACGAAGAGUCAAAGUUGCAGACAUAUACUCCUCGGUGCCAUGCAUGCCAGCGCCAUUCCAAUGCCCAAAUAUGAACAGCAGUUCAUUUCGUUGACGCAACAGUUGGGAGGAGAUGCCGCCGCGGCUGCUCUUCUGGAAUCUACUGCAGGAUUAACUGCUGGUGCUGAUGAAGAUUAUGAAAAUGAUUCGAGUUUCGAACACAUGGACGAUGAUGAUGAUGAAGAAGAGCCGCCAGUUGAAGGGAAACCCACCACAACGACAAUUCUUGAAACAACUUACACGGAGGAUGGUGUGGAAAAGCCUCGCUUACGUUUGAAGAUCAAUUUGGGGGCACUUCCCUUAUCAGAUAUCAACAGAAAAAGGUUUGGCAAAUCCAAACAUCUGCGUAAAUCUCACAACAGCGAGAAAUCAAUCGUGAAGAAAAGAGGCCGACACAAGAGGACUGACGACACUGAGAUUUUGCCAAUGGUGGAUGACGAUGAUGUCGAUGGUGUUUACGCGACGUCAUCCCUUGUUGGAGCUGUCACCUACACUGAAGAGGAUGCUAUCGAUCCAGAAGAAGUGGAAGACGGAGAAGACAUACACGUCGAGGGCGGUCAACAUACUUGCAAGUUCUGCAAGUUCGCAAGUACUUCAGCUGAGGAACUCGACAAACAUCGCGCUCGACAGCACAAUCGUAAUACCGGCUACGUAUGUCAGCUGUGUGAUUACGAGGCGACAUGGAGCAAAACGUUUUAUGAGCACUGUCGAGAACACUGGGCACAAGCUCCUUACUCAUGCGACCAGUGUCCAUUCGUAGCUAAAGACUCACUUCAUGAACUUCUAGCGCAUCGCCUAACUCAUACAACCGAGCGUUUCUUCAAAUGUCUCGAAUGCAAUUUCCGAGCUCGCUCCCGAACCCAACUUUGGGCCCAUGAACGAAUGCAUAGCAGCUUAGAUGAACGGCCUCUCCAUUGUGAAGAAUGUGGUCGAGGUUUUAAUACUCACACCGCACUGGAGAUGCACUUUUCAUCUCAUGACGAGCCUCGGUCUUUGGUUUGCGAAGACUGUGGCUUUGCCACUUCAAAUGCGGACCAUAUGACAUCACAUCGUAGGCAGCAUACUGGAGACAUGUUCUACUGCCAUAUUGAUAACUGCGACUACUCCUCACCGAAGAAAAGUCAGCUGGCUGCUCAUUUGAGAACACACAUGGCUGUGCGAGCUCCACAUAUUUGUGGCCGAGGCUUCAUCGAAAAAUCUCAUCUAGUUCGCCAUGAGAGAAUUCAUCUUGAAGAUAAACCAUUCAAAUGUGACGCUUGUGAUUAUGCUUCCAGUCGUCGUGAUAAACUGAAGGAGCACAUUCUCAAACACCACAAUGGAACUAUGGUCAACAAGUCACAGAGACGUCGCUAUCGAAGGGCUAAACAGCUGGCUGCGCUUACUGCUCAGCUGCCGGAUCGAACUGCUCCACCUGAAGCAAUGUUCCGCCCGAUUCCCGCGAGCGAAUCCGUAUCACAAUGGGCAGAAUCGCAGUCGUUCCAAAAUGAAGAGCAGUAUUCUCCUCAACACGCUCAGCGAUUGAAUGCAACAAUUGCUGGUCAAGCAGGGACGUCGCAGUCCAUUGCGGGUUUUUCACCACUGCCUCGUGCCUUCUCCGUGGCAAAUCCUGCUGCACCACCCCUUGCGGGAUCAAUGUCUCCUGGAUCAAUGUCGUUGAUGAACGUUCACCUAGGAGGUGUGGAUUCACCCUUAAUAGAGAAAAACAACAUCAACAGCACGCCAUCAUUGGUCACGCCAGUUCCUGUGCCGAGGUCUCCUCACAAUCGUUCCGAUCCUUUUGGCAUGAGUACGCCAACUGAUUUGAAUCGACCUAUGAGUUUACCUCCUUAUGGUCAAGCGCAAACAUCUCCACAGCCGUCAACAAGUGAACAGCAACCGAGUUCUGGCCAAUGGUUGUGGUAA